Alternaria infectoria is the source of this 636-nucleotide messenger RNA. RefSeq lists its product as uncharacterized. The record is from RefSeq and is a predicted model, not a curated record. NCBI's taxonomy places the organism in Eukaryota, Fungi, Ascomycota, Dothideomycetes, Pleosporales, Pleosporaceae. Bases 1 to 636 code for a protein of 211 amino acids. Gene Ontology annotation, cellular component: synaptonemal complex. Gene Ontology annotation, molecular function: ubiquitin protein ligase activity. Gene Ontology annotation, biological process: reciprocal meiotic recombination. The transcript has 2 exons.
AUGGAGUGUGCCAGUCGCGGCUUGGCAUUCCAUAGCUAUCAGACGUCGCAGGAGAUCAUCUAUCAGGAGCACCUCGCGAAAGGCUUGACUGGCAAGUACGAUACGCUCAGUCAGCAGAUGGAUCAGCUGGUGCACGAUGCGAAUUCGCAGAUCAAGGCAUUGCAAGACAAGAUGCAGGCCAUGCAAGCCGAGCAGGAGGAUCUCGAGGACAAAAACCAUCAACUUCAGAAAGCCUUCAAAGAGAAGACGAAAGCGCAUGCGCAAACCCAAGCGCACUACCAGCAAUUGAAAAGCAAGGUCAUGGCAACGGAGGUAGCUCAUGCUGCUGGUGAUGAGGCGGCGUACACGAUCCAGACUGCUCGUGGAGACCGGUUCAUCGACCGCCUUCCUGGCACGUGGACCGGAACGGCCAACUACAGUCAGAUGAACAUGUCGCAGCAGGCCGGUGGUGGUAGACCGCACAACAGAGACUUUAGUAGGAGUUCUGGGAGCAGUGGACGGCAGCAGCAGGGUGGUGUGCAUCUUGGGCCUCCGUUCGAUCCACAGUUGCAGAGACGAGGACUGGGUGUGAGGAACAAUACUGGUCGUGAGUUGUUCUUCUUUGAACGUGGAGAGCAUCGCAGGCUGAUACAGUGA